Bicyclus anynana (squinting bush brown) is the source of this 5045-nucleotide messenger RNA. RefSeq names its product tyrosine-protein phosphatase 10D (gene Ptp10D). NCBI's taxonomy places the organism in Eukaryota, Metazoa, Arthropoda, Insecta, Lepidoptera, Nymphalidae. The coding region runs from base 163 to 4896 and encodes 1577 amino acids. Gene Ontology annotation, molecular function: protein binding; protein tyrosine phosphatase activity. The transcript has 9 exons. Gene Ontology annotation, biological process: protein dephosphorylation. The record is from RefSeq and is a predicted model, not a curated record.
AUUGUCACUUGUCAGUUGUCACUGUUUUGUGGCGUAUGACAACAUUUGUUAGUUUUUGCAUUUAUGCAAUUGUGUUUUCAAGUGUUUAAUAAAGUGUAUCCUACCUAGUAAUGUUGUGUAAUGCGCUGAUAUGACGAUCCUACGCGACGCAGCGAUUCAAUCAUGCUCCCACGGGCUGCAGCAGGUGUUCGCUUGGAAGAGAAAGUGUCGUGUGAAAUCGGGGAGUCGCCUUCAAUGAUGUGGAAGAGGUCGAUUGUGCAAGCGCAGGCAGCGCGCGCGCUCGCGCUCGCCGUGCUGCUGACGCUGUGCGGCGCGGCGCGCGCGGCCGACCUGGUGAUCGAGAUCCCGGGCUGGGGCGCGGAGGGCGGCGCGGACGGCGCGCACUACCGGCUGGACUACCGCCCGCCCGAGGGCUCGCCCGCGCCCAACUUCACGGUGCCCGCGCGCGCCUCCAAGAUCAACUUCCAGGGGCUGCCGGGUACCAAGUACCACUUCAUGCUGUACUACUCCAACGCCACCUUUGCCGACCUGCUCACCUGGAACCAGACUAUUAUCACAGCGCCCGAGCCGCCCUCCAACCUCACGGUGACGCUGGGCCGCAACAAGCAGGCCACCAUCCUGUGGGCGCCGCCCGCGCACGGCGACUACACCGGCUUCCGCUUCAAGGUGCUGCCGCUGACGGAGCGCGCGGAGGGCGGCGCACGCAACGUGACGCUGGAGGGCGCGGGCGACUGGGCGCACGUGCUGCGCGACCUGUCGCCCGGCGCCACCUACCAGCUGCACGCCUUCACGCUGCUGCACGACAAGGAGAGCGCCGCCUACGCCUCCUUCAACUUCACCACCAAGCCCAACACGCCGGGCAAGUUCAUCGUGUGGUUCCGCAACGAGACGACGCUGCUGGUGCUGUGGCAGCCGCCCUACCCGCCCGGCGCCUACACGCACUACAAGGUGUCCAUCGAGCCGCGGGACGCGCGCGACUCGGAGCUGUACGUGGAGAAGGAGGGCGAGCCGCCGGGGCCCGCGCAGGCCGCCUUCAAGGGGCUGGUGCCGGGCCGCGCCUACGACAUCUCGGUGCAGACCGUGUCGGACGCCCAGCUGUCGGCGCCCACCACGGCGCAGUACCGCACCGUGCCGCUGCGUCCGCGCAACGUGAGCGUGGACGCGCGCAGCGAGACCGCCUUCCGCGUGUCGUGGCUGCCGCCCGCCGAGCGCAGCGAGUUCGAGAAGUACCAGGUGACGCUGGCGGCGGCGGGCGGGCCGGGCGCGCGCCGCCUGCCGCCGCAGCUGCGCGCGCGCGACGAGCCGCCCGCCUGCGCCUGGGACGGACUGGAGCCGGGCGCGCACUACGCCGUGGCCGUCAAGACCAUGUCGGGCAAGGUCACGUCGUGGCCCGCCGCCGCCGACGUGACGCUCAAACCGCUGCCGGUGCGCGAGCUGCGCGCGCGCCUGGCCGACGACGGCGCCGUGCGCCUGCGCUGGCGGCCGGCCGACGGCAGCGCGCAGGACGAGUACCGCGUGGCCUACCACGAGACGGGCCCCUCGCGCGACGACAGCAGCGGCUUCAGCACGCCGCUGACGGAGGCGGCGCUGGCGGCGCUGCUGCCGGGCCGCAACUAUACCGUGAGCGUGGCUGCCGUGUCGCGCGGCGUGGCGUCCAACGAGUCGGCGGUGGCGGCGGCCACGCGGCCGCUGGCGCCCGCGCUGCGCUCGGCGGCGCCGCGGCAGCGCGCGCUGGCGCUGGCCUGGAGCUCGGACGUGAACUCGCGCCAGGACCGCUACGAGCUGCGCUACCGCCGGCGCGGCGCCGCCGACUGGCGCGCGCUGGACACGGCCGCCAGCGAGGCCACGCUGGAGGAGCUGUUCCCGGGCGCCGCGUACGAGAUCACGCUGGCCGCCGUGUCGCACGGGCUGCGCAGCGAGCGCCACAGCGUGCUGAAGCCGGUGCGGCCGCUGCCGGCCGAGUGGCUGGCGGUGGAGCGCGCGUCGUCCAACGCCGCCGCCGUGCGCUGGCGCGGCCCGAGCGCCGGCGUGGUGGGCGCCUUCCUGCUGCGCUACCGCGCCGGCGCCGCGCCGUGGCAGCGCCUGGAGCCGCUGCCGCCCGACGCCGACCACGCGGAGAUCGGCAACAUGACGCACGGCGAGCGCUACGACAUCCAGCUGGACACGCUGAGCGAGGACGCGGGCGGCGACAGCGCCGACAGCGGGCGCCCGCUGGCCGCCGCGCACACCGUGCGGCCCAACCCCGUGUCCAACGUGGCGGCGCUGGCCGACACGCGCAACGUGACGCUGGAGUGGCCGCGCCCCGCCGGCCGCGUGGAGCUGUACCGCGUGCGCUGGUGGCCGGCCGAGGACGAGGCGGACGAGGCGGCGCGCGAGGCCGAGGCGCGCGAGCGCGACGUGCCGGCGGGCGAGGCGCGCGCGGCGCGCGUGCUGCUGGACGAGCUGCUGCCGGGCCGCGGCUACGCGCUGUCCGUGGCGGCGCACUCCUACAACCUGUCCAGCGACCUGUUCACCAUGCACACGCGCACGCGCCCGCUGAUCCAGUCGGAGAUGACCAUCGUCAACGAGGCGGACGACGCCGACAAUGACACGCUGCCCGCCAUCCGGGUGCUGUACACGCGCACGCCGGCCGCCGCCACGCUGUUCGACGAGUACGUGUUCCGGCUGGAGGGCGGCGCCGACCCGCCGCGCGAGCUGCGCCGCGCCGCCGCCGCGCCCGCGCAGCAGGUGCACUUCGCCGCGCUGGUGCCGGGCCGCCUCUACAACCUCACCAUGUGGACGGCCUCGCGCAACGUCACCAGCCACCCCGUGCAGCGCCAGGCGCGCCUGUUCCCGCGCCCCGUGCGCGCGCUCAACGCCAGCGCCGCCUCGCCCACCAGCGUGCUGCUGGCCUGGGCGCGCCCGCCCGGCGACUUCACCGACUUCGAGGUGCAGUUCCUUGCCGCCGCCGACCAGCUGGAGGCGCGCAGCACGCCCGAACUGCGCCUGCUGCUGACCGGCCUGCGCCCGCACACGCUCUACACCUUCAGCGUGGAGACGCGCGCCGGCACGCCCGCCACCAUCCUCACGCGCUCGCCGGCGCGCUCGGGCGCCGUGCGCACGCUGGAGGCGCCGCCCGCCGCGCCCGCGCGCUUCGCGCCCACCGACUCGCGCCCGCGCGAGCUGCGCUUCGCCUGGGAGCUGCCCGAGCGCGACGCGCACGGCGAGCUGCGCCGCUUCGUGCUCGACUACUUCCCCGACGACGAGCCGGCCGCCGCGCGCCGCGCCGAGUUCCCGCCCGCCGCGCGCGCCGGCGCCGUCGCGGGGCUGGCGCCCGGCGUGCGCUACACCUUCCGCCUGGCGGCCGAGACGGGCGCGGGCCGCGGGCCGGCCGCCGAGUGGCGCCAGCGCACCGCCAUCGCCGCGCCGCCGCGCCCGCGCGCGCCGCCCGCCGCCGUGCGCCGCGCCGCCAGCAGCGUCACCGUGAGCUUCCGCGCCGACGACUUCUCGCCCGCCAACGGCAACGUCACGGCCUACACGCUGGUGGUGGCCGAGGACCCCGGCGCCGCCACGCCCGCGCGCCUGCCGGCCUGGCGCGACGUGCGCCGCCUGCCCGUGUGGCCGCCCUACCAGGCCGCCGAGCCGCACUACCCGUUCCGCGACGGGGAGCCCGUGGCGCUGUUCACGGUGGGCGCCGAGCGCUGCGACGGCGGCGACGGCGGCGACGCGGAGGUGGCGCGCUACUGCAACGGCCCGCUGAAGGCCGACACGCGCUACUACGUCAAGCUGCGCGCCUUCACCGCCAGCGACAAGUUCACGGACUCGGCGUACGCCGCCGUGCGCACCGAGGCCGACCGCGGCGGCUGGGUGGCGGGCGGCGCGGCCGGCGGCGCGCUGCUGCUGGCGCUGGCGGCCGGCGCGCUGCUGCUGCGGCGCCGCGCGCGCCCCGCCGCCGCCGCGCCCGGCGCCGCCGCCGGCCGCCCGGUGCGCGUGGCCGACUUCCCGGAGCACUGCCGGCUGAUGGCGGCCGACUCCGACUUCCGCUUCAGCGAGGAGUUCGACGAGCUGAAGCACGUGGGGCGCGAGCAGCCGUGCGCGGCGGCCGACCUGCCCGUCAACCGGCCCAAGAACCGCUUCACCAACAUCCUGCCGUACGACCACUCGCGCUACAAGCUGCAGCCCGUGGACGACGAGGAGGGCUCCGACUACAUCAACGCCAACUACGUGCCGGGGCACAGCUCGCCGCGCGAGUUCAUCGUGACGCAGGGCCCGCUGCACUGCACGCGCGACGACUUCUGGCGCAUGGUGUGGGAGUCGGGCAGCCGCGCCGUGGUCAUGCUGACGCGCUGCGUGGAGAAGGGGCGCGAGAAGUGCGACCGCUACUGGCCCGCCGACACGCGGCCCGUGCUGUACGGCGACAUCGCCGUCACGCAGCUCAACGAGAGCCGCUUCCCCGACUGGACGGUGACGGAGCUGUGCGUGGCGCGCGGCGCCGAGCAGCGCGUGCUCACGCACCUGCACUUCACCACGUGGCCGGACUUCGGCGUGCCGUCGCCGCCCACGGCGCUGGCGCGCUUCGUGCGCGCCUUCCGCGAGCGCUGCCCCGCCGCGCCCGACGCGCGCCCCGUGGUGGUGCACUGCAGCGCCGGCGUGGGCCGCUCCGGCACCUUCGUCACGCUGGACCGCGCGCUGCAGCAGCUGGCGGCGCGCGCCGACACCAUCGACAUCUUCGGCAUGGUGCACGAGCUGCGGCGCGAGCGCGUGUGGAUGGUGCAGACGGAGCAGCAGUACAUCUGCGUGCACCAGUGCGUGCUGGCGGCGCUGCAGGGCGCCGACCUGCAGCCGCCCGCCAGCCUGCCGCACCACCACAACGCCGCCUACGAGGACGACGAGGGCAUCGUGGAGUCCGGCAUGUGAGGCGCGCCGCCUCCGCCCGCCCGUCCGUCCGUCCGUCCGUCCGUCCGUCCGUCCUGCGGCGCUCACAUCGGCAGCUGUACUUAUGUUAUUAUAGAUCUAUAUGUUAUUGUAAGUUACGACAUAAUGAAUCUCAACGUGUACUUAAUUAA